ACAGCUCACAGUCUCACGCACCACUUCUCAUCUACUUGCGCCCUCUCCCAAUCCCAAUCAUCCCUUGCAAAACCACGACAUACAGCAAGCCACAGGAGUGAGCAACGACGGCGGCUAUGGCUUCCAAGUCCCAGCUCCUGUCCUUCAUUGCGAUUGCGGCUCUAGCCUCGAUCAUCAUCCACCCUUGUGCAUCCGUCGAGUUUCACCGCAAGCUCUCCAGCUGGUCCAGCGGCGGCGCGACGUGGUACGGCGCCGCUACUGGGGCUGGAAGUGAUGGUGGUGCAUGCGGGUACCGAGGUGCCGUCGACCAGGCGCCCUUCUCGUCCAUGAUCGCCGCGGGAAGCCCUUCCAUCUACAACUCCGGCAAGGGCUGCGGCUCUUGCUUCCAGGUCAAAUGCACCGGCAAUGGCGCGUGCUCCGGCAACCCAGUGACCGUCGUCAUCACCGAUGAAUGCCCUGGCGGUGCGUGCCUCAACGAGCCGGGCCACUUCGACAUGAGCGGAACGGCAUUCGGCGCCAUGGCGAACCCCGGCCAGGCCGACAAGCUGCGCAACGCCGGCGUCCUCCAAAUCCAGUACACCCGUGUGCCAUGCAACUGGCCUGGCGUGAAGCUAACCUUCGUGGUCGACGCCGGCUCGAACCCGGAGUACUUCGCCGUGCUCAUUAAGUACGUGAACGGCGACGGCGACCUCUCCGCCGUCGACCUCAUGCAGACCGGGGCUGGGGCGUUGUGGGCGUCCAUGCAGCCGUCGUGGGGCGCCGUCUGGAAGUUCAACGCCGGGUCGGCCUUGCAGGCGCCCUUGUCCAUCCGCCUGACGUCGAGCUCCGGCAAGCAGCUCGUCGCCAGCAACGUCAUCCCCGCCGGGUGGACGCCCGGCGCCACCUACCAGUCCUCUGUCAACUACUAAAUCCAGAAUUAUAUACUGCAAGUACGCAUGCAUGCAUAUCUGAUCAGUGCGCGCAGCAUGCAUACACAUAUAUAAGUUGAUAAGUCGUCUCGUGUGUGAUAGCUUGUACUGUGUGUGUGUGUGGACUCUCGCUAGCUAGUCACAACUCACAACACAGUGGUUGCAGCUUAAGCUUGGCGAAGGUGCAACAAGCAGCAAUAUAAUAAUGGCAGAGGCAGAGCAGGAGGAGGCGCAGCAUACGAGUAUAGUUCUCCCCUCUUUCGCCGCUAGUCUAUGCCUACAGAUGUGUGUCGUUAAUAAUGUUGUGUAUCAGUGAUCGCAGAGCUUAUUAGCGACGUCACUGUAUAAUGGAGUCAUUGUUGUUGAAUGGUGAUUGCUUAAUGCAGACUGUGUGAUAC
Messenger RNA from Sorghum bicolor (sorghum), 1306 nucleotides. Its product is annotated as expansin-B15. The transcript has 4 exons. The record is from RefSeq and is a predicted model, not a curated record. Gene Ontology annotation, cellular component: extracellular region. The coding region runs from base 117 to 908 and encodes 263 amino acids. NCBI's taxonomy places the organism in Eukaryota, Viridiplantae, Streptophyta, Magnoliopsida, Poales, Poaceae. Gene Ontology annotation, biological process: sexual reproduction.